AAACGUCAUUUUAAAGUUUACGUGUGUUGGGGUGGUUGUGUUAAAAUUAUUAAAAAUGCUUGUUUUUUAAUUAAAAACUUUAUUAAAUGAUUAAAACAUUCAUGAAGGACUAUAAUUAGAAAUAUAUAUUACUGCUUUUUGUGAAUUUUUCGUAAAUAACCACGCCGCUUAACUUGAUAAACAAGUGUUUUUGUAUUAUUUUAUUAGUGUGAUUUACUUUAAAGAUAAUGUCUGAAAACGUCUUGGUGAUUGGUAGCGGGGGUCGGGAACACGCGUUGUGCUGGAAACUCGCAGAAUCUCCUUUAGUGAAGAGAAUUUUUUGUGCCCCUGGUAGUGUCGGUAUAUCUUCUAUCAAAGAUAACGUAGAAAGUGUGAACCUUGGUGUUAAAGACUUUCCUGCCCUAGCAACAUGGUGCAAAAACAACUCAAUAGACCUAGUCGUCAUCGGCCCAGAAGACCCCCUCGCAAACGGCAUAGUAGACGCUUUGCAGGCGAAGGGCAUCAAAUGCUUUGGUCCUACCAAAGCCGGCGCGCAGAUUGAGGCCAACAAAGACUGGGCCAAGAAGUUCAUGCAGAAGUAUCAGAUCCCUACCGCGAGGUACAAGUCCUUCACUGAGGCUGAUGCUGCCAAGGAGUUCAUUAGAAGUGCCCCAUACCCAGCGCUAGUCGUCAAAGCGUCAGGCCUCGCGGCUGGUAAGGGCGUAGUGGUUGCCUCGUCGAAAGAGGAGGCCUGCCAAGCUGUUGACGAGAUCUUGACAGAGGCCAAGUAUGGCUCCGCCGGAGAAGUGGUCGUUAUCGAGGAGCUAUUGGAAGGUGAAGAGGUUUCGGUGCUCGCCUUCACCGAUGGCGAAACAGUAUCAAUGAUGCCCCCAGCACAGGAUCACAAGCGUAUCGGAGAUGGUGACACAGGCCCCAACACUGGCGGCAUGGGCGCGUACUGCCCCUGCCCACUUAUCACGCCGGAACAGCUGGCGGAUGUUAAAGACCAGGUGUUGCAGCGCGCUGUGGACGGGUUGAAAGCCGAGGGAAUCAAAUAUGUUGGUGUGUUAUACGCCGGGCUAAUGGUGACAAAAUCUGGCCCAAUGACCCUGGAGUUCAACUGCCGGUUUGGAGACCCUGAAACUCAAGUCCUGAUGAUGCUAUUGGAAACAGACCUCUAUCGCAUUAUGAAGGCAUGCGCGACCGGUACGCUGAAAGAGAUCCAAGUAAAGUGGAAUACUGGAAUGUCGGCCGUUGGUGUGGUCAUCGCGUCCAAGGGAUACCCUGAAACUUCGACCAAAGGCUGCGUUAUUAGUGGUCUGUCCCAAGUGAGCAAAGACGACGACAUAGUGGUGUUCCACAGCGGGAUAGCCCGCGGCGCCAACGACUCGCUCGUCACAGCGGGCGGCCGCGUGUUGCUCGUCGCCGCCAAACGCAGCUCGCUGCGGACCGCGGCUUCGGCCGCGACUAACGCCGCCGCGUCCAUCGACUUCCCUGGCGCUCAGUACAGGAAGGAUAUCGCUAGGAGAGCCUUUUCCAAAAUCAACGGUCUGUCCUACUUAGAGAGUGGGGUAGAUAUUGACGCGGCGGCUAACUUAAUACGUCUGAUUGAGCCUUUAGCCACCGGCACUCACAGGCGGGGCGUGUUGGGAAGGCUGGGCUGUUACAGUGGACUGUUCCAGCUGUCGGCUAUGGACUCCAGUCUGAAAGACCCCGUGUUGGUGCAGGGGACUGACGGCGUGGGGACUAAAGUUAAGAUAGCAGAAAUAAUGCAAAAGUACGACACAAUAGGCCAAGAUCUAGUCGCAAUGUGCGUGAACGACAUACUGUGCGCGGGCGCAGAGCCGUUCGCGUUCCUAGACUACAUGGCGUGCGGGAGACUGCAGCUCCCGGUGUCAGCGACUAUCGUGAAGGGCAUCGCCGAUGCGUGCAUACUGUCUGGCUGUGCUCUGUUGGGUGGUGAAACAGCGGAAAUGCCAACAAUGUACGACAUCGGCAAGUACGAUCUCGCGGGUUUCGCGGUCGGCGUGGUGGACAACCUCAAGCAACUGCCGCGCUCUAAGGAGAUACGCGGCGGAGAUGUGGUGCUGGCUUUACCGUCCACUGGCGUUCACAGUAACGGGUACAGUCUUGUACAGAAGAUUAUGACGGAAACUGGUCAUAGUUUCCACGAAAAAGCUCCAUUCAGCAAAACAAACAGAACUUUCGGUGAGGAAUUCCUCGAACCAACAGGGAUCUAUGUCAAAGCCUUACUCCCUGCAGUAAAGAAGGGACUUAUCAAAGGGUUGGCGCAUAUCACUGGGGGAGGACUAUUGGAAAACAUACCUAGGAUCUUACCUCCUGGUGUCAAAGUGAAAUUGGACGCUAGCAAGUUCAGCAUAAAGCCUUUAUUUGGAUGGCUACAGGCUAAAGGUCGCGUGUCCGAUUUCGAAAUGCUCCGCACCUUUAAUUGCGGCGUUGGAAUGGUGGUGAUUGUGGACCCGGUGUGUGUCAAGGAGUUGUUGGCCGUUGUGGAAGACACCAUCGCGGUCGUCGGAUCUGUUGAGGUUAUCGGGAAGGAGGGAGGCCAUCAAGUGGUAGUGGAAAACUUUAAGGAAGCAAUGGCACCUCUGGUAGCUCCAUACACGUCCAACGAAGGCAUCACUAAGAAAUCCCUCUCCUAUAAAGACAGUGGCGUUGACAUUGAGGCUGGAGACUCCUUGAUAUCUCUUAUCAAACCUUUGGCUAGGUCAACAUCUCGUUCGGGAGUGCUGGGUGGUUUGGGAGGAUUUGGCGGUUGCUUCCAAUUGAAAGCGAUUGAGCAAGAAUAUAAGGACCCAGUGUUAGUCCUUGCGGCGGACGGCGUGGGAACAAAACUCAAAAUAGCACAACGCAUAAACAAACACGACACGAUUGGUGUCGACUUAGUGGCCAUGUGCGUCAAUGACAUUCUGUGCAAUGGCGCCGCUCCGUUGACCUUCUUGGACUACUUCGCUUGCGGCUCGCUGGAUGUGAACGUCGCUAAGAAUGUGGUGGCGGGCGUUGCCGAAGGAUGCAAGCAGUCUUCCGCUGCGCUUAUUGGCGGCGAAACUGCAGAAAUGCCAGGCAUGUACGAGGCAGGCGCUUAUGACAUUGCUGGGUUCGCGCUGGGAGUCGUCGAACGAACGCAUAUACUGCCCAAGAUUAAUGACAUCACGGUUGGUGACAUAAUUAUCGGUCUGCCGUCAAACGGGGUGCACAGUAACGGCUUCAGUCUCAUCCACAGUCUGAUGAAGAAAGGGGGCCUCUCCCUCAAUGACAAGGCCCCUUUCAGCGAAGAGGGCCUCACUCUCGGCGAAGAACUAAUCAAACCAACCCGUAUUUACGUGAGAAGUGUUUUGCCGGCGCUGCAAAGGGGCGCUGUAAAGGCUGUCGCACACAUCACCGGCGGAGGCUUGCUCGAAAAUAUCCCUCGCGUCAUUCCGGAGAGCGUGCGUGCUAGGCUUAACGCGCAUUGGUGGAACGUGCAUCCCGUAUUCGCGUGGAUCGCCGACGCAGGAGCAGUCAAAGAUGACGAAAUGCUGCGAACUUUCAACUGCGGUAUUGGAAUGGUGCUUAUUGUGUCGCCCGAAAACCAAGCAGAGGUGAUGAACAUAACCCGGUCGCACGGCGCCAUGGUGAUCGGCACAGUGCAGGCGCGGCCGGCAGGCGGCGCUAGAGUGGUGGUGGACAACUUCGCCUCCGCCAUCGACUUUACCAGGCGAAUGCCGCUGCUCACCAUGAAGCGGGUGGCAGUACUAGUAUCGGGCAGCGGAAGCAACCUCCAAGCGCUAAUAGAUACGACUAGAGACUCGUCACAGUGCAUGUGCGCGGAAAUAGCCCUUGUGGUCAGCAACAAGAAGGACGCUUAUGCCUUGAAGCGCGCUGAGAAAGCUGGAAUACCGACGCUGGUAUUUAAUUACAAAGACUACGGAUCGCGGGAAGAGUUCGACCGCGCCAUAUCCGCCGCUCUGGAGACUCAUAAGAUAGACAUCGUGUGCCUCGCGGGGUACAUGAGGAUCCUCUCCGCGGAGUUUGUGCAGAAAUGGAAAGGGCGCCUGAUCAACAUCCAUCCGUCUCUACUACCGCGUCACCCGGGUCUGCACGCGCAGCGCCAGUGCCUAGAGGCUGGGGACCGAGAGUCUGGGUGCACCGUACAUUUUGUUGACGAGGGAAUGGACACAGGUCCCAUCAUCACGCAGGAGCGCGUGCCCGUUGUCAAGGACGACACGGAACAAUCACUCAGUGAGCGUAUAUUACAAGCCGAGCACCGUGCGUACCCGCGCGCGUUGCGGAACGUCGCCACCGGCCGCGUGCGACUCGGCUCCAGAGGAAACAUCAUGUGGCAUUCUUAGACCCACUAGGGCCAUGUUAAUCAUUCCCUCUCUCUUACACAUUAUACCUAUGUGAAAUGUGCGAGUGUGACGGAAUGAUCAGCGUCGGCUCCAGGGGGAACAUUAUGUGGCAUUCUUAGAUCCACUAUGACCAUGUUAAUCAUUCCCUUUCACUUACACAUUAUGCCUGUGUGAAAUGUGUGACAGACCAACACUAAACUUACACCAAUGACCCCAGCUAAUGACAUUUGUUAUACUCGUGCCAAUAAAACGAAUCGAAAUUGGUGUUAAUCAUUCCCUCUCUCUUACAAAGUAAACACAAGUAUACUGUGUGGGAAUGAUUAUCGACACAUUCGACUUGUUUCUUUAUUGGAAUGAAUAUACACACUGCACACGCUCUCGUACGCGCCAUCUCACUCCUACCUGACUGCCACAAGAUACUUUCUAUCCUAUCAAAUAAAUCAAUAAGUAAGCACAACCCCCAACCUAAAAUGGCAGUAAGCCGAUCACAAAAUAUAAUAAAAUCAACCACUUAUUAUUGGAGCCUUAACAAUUUAUUGACGUUUGAGUAUUCGGUUGUAAAACAAUUCCUUAUUAUUCAAUUAUUGUAUUAUAAUAUCAAAUGAUAUUUCUUACCAUAGACAAAUACAAGUUCGCUCACUGUAUGACAAUGAACCCAACCCAUAUAAUCGAAUAAAGCAUCUACGAACACCAUUAAGAUUCUUAUCUCAAUUAUUUUUAGUACAAAACGAUGAAUACUGAAUCAUCACAAAAAGCAAUAAACAUUAUAAAUAAAUGAAGUAAAUGAUUAUAAUUAAUUACUUUAUCUAUAUGAGACACUAUUUCCUGAUGUUAUAUAACCUGUCCAUAUUAAUCGAUAGUGCGAAAUAGUAUUUCGUAUCAACUAUUGUGUAAAUAAGACUUUAUGUUCCUUGUUUUUUGCAUUUAAUCCUUAAAAUCGAUAUUAUUAAGGCGGAAACAAAUUAUUGGAUGUAUCUUAUGGAUAAGUAUCAGAAUAAUACAUACUUAAUACAUACCUAACUGUGCAAACUAUUGGACAUAACCUUGUGCACCCGGGCGUCCGAGAGAUACCUAUAGAUUAGAAUAUAAUAGAUCUUUAUUCAAAUAAACUUUCUACAAGUGCUUUUGAAUCGUCAAAAUAAUCUACCACUGGUUCGAAAUGCCGUUCCUACUGAGAAGAGCCAGCAAGAAACUCGGCGGUUGCUCUUUUCAAUUUUUCAAUUGUUGUUCAAUUUACAAUAAUAUGCCAUACUGUACAUUGCUGGAGCGAGUCAAGUCCAUGCUUUUUUGUCAUUUACAUAAUCUUCGAUUGUAUAUGCUUUUUUUAGGAGCAUACUUUUGAUAGAUUUUUAAACAUGUGUAUAUCUCACAAGUCGCGUUUCAAUGGACUGUGUGGAUAAGUCGCGGCUGACGUUGACGACCCAUACUUUGUUUCCGCCUUUAUAGUUUUAGAAUAUUGUGAUAGUACAGGAUGUCUCGAAUAUUAGAUCUUAAGAUCGUUAUCCAUAUUAUCUGUAAGCUUAGUAUUUCAAGGUCAUUGGAAUUCGAGCGUCGAAACACUUCAGUGUUAAAGUAAAAUAAACCUUAAUCGCAUGGUUUUAAAACUCAAGUUUGGCUAUGCAUCUACAGCCAGCGCUCCAAGCGGAAACGUUGCAAAAUUAAAAUCGGUGGUACUGAAUUUUUGACUUUAAAUCAAGGUGCCAUAGGUUUAUUUUUCAUUGAUAUUAUUAUGUUUCAAUUCUUAAAUUUAUAAACAUUGGUGGGGUAUUACAUCUUUAUUUGAUGUCGAAACACGAUAACGUCAGAGUAAAAGGGAUUUUUUUAAAGGCACGAUUUUAAUUUCACAAAUUUUCCCUUGGAGCGCUGGCUAUAGAUGUUUAAACGAACUUGAGCUUUAAAACAAGACAGUUCCAGUCCAUUUUACUUAAACGCUGAAAUGUUUUAACGCUCGAAUUCUAUUAACGUUUGGUGUGAUACAAAAUCUCAUACUAAGCCCAUUGUGGAUAGUAUGGAAACGCCCUUAGAAUAAGAUUCUAAUGAGUCUUCCACAUCAAAGUGCCUUAAGAAGUUGCCUUUUUAUAUAAGCUCAAAAUGUAACUACUAACUAAGCAGAUCUAUUCCAUAUUUUUAAUGUUAUACAAACAUUGUUUUUUACAAAUAUUUUUCAUGUUGAAAUUGUUUUUAUACCUGUUUAAGGAAUAUUUUAAGGACAUAAGUGUAAUGUAAUGUUGAAUAAAAUAAAUAAAUAUUA
Maniola jurtina (meadow brown) is the source of this 6582-nucleotide messenger RNA. RefSeq names its product trifunctional purine biosynthetic protein adenosine-3 (gene Gart). Gene Ontology annotation, cellular component: cytosol. Bases 228 to 4331 code for a protein of 1367 amino acids. NCBI's taxonomy places the organism in Eukaryota, Metazoa, Arthropoda, Insecta, Lepidoptera, Nymphalidae. The transcript has 24 exons. Gene Ontology annotation, molecular function: phosphoribosylamine-glycine ligase activity; phosphoribosylformylglycinamidine cyclo-ligase activity; ATP binding. The record is from RefSeq and is a predicted model, not a curated record. Gene Ontology annotation, biological process: 'de novo' IMP biosynthetic process; adenine biosynthetic process.